Messenger RNA from Numida meleagris (helmeted guineafowl), 7732 nucleotides. It is a transcript of the gene MEGF10, whose product is annotated as multiple EGF like domains 10. The record is from RefSeq and is a predicted model, not a curated record. Gene Ontology annotation, molecular function: Notch binding. The transcript is spliced from 26 exons. Lineage: Eukaryota; Metazoa; Chordata; Aves; Galliformes; Numididae. Bases 165 to 3617 code for a protein of 1150 amino acids. Gene Ontology annotation, cellular component: membrane. Gene Ontology annotation, biological process: apoptotic cell clearance.
CCCGAACCCGCCGCUCCUUGCGCGACCCCCGCGCCCAGCCACAGGCAGAGACGGCACUCGCUGUUUAUCCCGGGCAGAUCUCCUCGUGCAUCAGCUAAUUGGACAGGGAAAAGAUGAAUUGACAAGUCAAUGGUGAACUCUACUGAGAACGCACAGCAUCAUUAAUGCCCCCUGUGCUUCAGAGUCAUUUUGGAUCCAGAGCACUAGGCUACCUUUUCGAAAAGAUGGUUCUUCAUUUGAACUCGUUUUUUGGAUUCCCUGUUAUACUCCUGUACCAUUGGCUGGGAACAACUUUAUCUUUGAAUCUUGAAGAUCCAAAUGUGUGUAGCCACUGGGAAAGUUAUUCAGUUACAGUGCAAGAGUCAUAUCCACAUCCUUUUGAUCAAAUUUACUACACCAGUUGUACUGACAUCCUAAACUGGUUUAAGUGCACGCGACACAGAAUCAGUUACCGUACUGCCUACAGACAUGGUGAAAAAACGAUGUACAGACGUAAAUCCCAGUGCUGCCCUGGAUUUUAUGAAAGCAGGGAAAUGUGUGUCCCUCACUGUGCUGACAAAUGUGUCCAUGGUCGUUGUAUUGCUCCAAACACCUGUCAGUGUGAGCCUGGCUGGGGAGGACCCAACUGCUCCAGUGCCUGUGACAGUGACCACUGGGGACCUCACUGCAGCAGUCGCUGUCAGUGCAAAAAUGGAGCCUUGUGCAACCCCAUCACUGGAGCCUGCCACUGUGCGUCCGGUUUCAAAGGCUGGCGCUGCGAGGAGCGCUGUGACCAAGGGACGUAUGGAAAUGACUGCCAUCAGAAAUGUCAGUGCCAGAAUGGAGCCACCUGUGACCAUGUGACUGGAGAGUGCAGAUGUCCUCCGGGAUACACUGGAGCCUUCUGUGAGGAUCUCUGCCCCCCGGGGAAGCACGGGCCGCAGUGCGAGGAGAGAUGCCCCUGCCAGAACGGAGGCAUCUGCCACCACGUGACCGGGGAGUGUGCAUGCCCGCCAGGAUGGAUGGGCAUGGUCUGUGGUCAGCCUUGUCCUGAGGGUCGUUAUGGGAAAAAUUGUUCCCAGGAGUGUCAGUGCCACAAUGGAGGGAUCUGCGACUCAGCGACAGGUCAAUGCCAUUGCAGCCCAGGCUACACAGGGGAACGAUGUCAAGAUGAGUGUCCAGUGGGCACUUACGGAGUACGGUGUGCUGAGACCUGCCAGUGUAUGAAUGGUGGGAAAUGCUACCAUAUUAGUGGCGCUUGCCUCUGUGAACCAGGAUAUACUGGAGAGCACUGUGAAACAAGGCUUUGUCCCGAGGGAGUUUAUGGUCUCAAAUGUGACAAAAAGUGUCCCUGCCACUUGCAUAAUACCUGGAGCUGUCACCCUAUGUCUGGGGAAUGCUCCUGCAAGCCUGGCUGGUCUGGGCUCUACUGCAACGAGACAUGUUCUCCAGGGUUCUACGGCAAGUCUUGUCAGCAGAUUUGCAGCUGCCAAAAUGGUGCUGACUGCGACAGUGUGACUGGAAAAUGCACCUGUGCCUCUGGAUUUAAGGGUGCUGAUUGUGGUACUCCUUGUCUUCCUGGUACAUAUGGAGUAAAUUGUUCCUCUGUCUGCAACUGUAAAAACGAAGCCAUCUGUUCACCAGUAGAUGGUUCUUGUACCUGCAAAGCAGGUUGGCAUGGUGUAGACUGUUCAAUCAAUUGUCCCAGUGGUACCUGGGGUCUUGGCUGUAACUUAACUUGCCAGUGUCUUAAUGGAGGGGCUUGCAAUGCUCUGGAUGGAACCUGUACCUGCGCCCCGGGCUGGAGAGGAGAAAAGUGCGAACUUCCUUGCCAGGAUGGCACAUAUGGCAUGGAUUGUGCUGAACGCUGUGACUGCAGCCAUGCAGAUGGUUGUCAUCCUACCACGGGUUACUGUCGCUGUCUACCAGGAUGGUCAGGUAUACACUGUGACAGUGUGUGCGCUGAGGGACAGUGGGGACCAAACUGCUCGCUGUCUUGCUACUGCAAAAACGGGGCAUCAUGCUCUCCAGAUGAUGGAAUCUGUGAGUGUGCACCAGGAUACCGAGGCACCACCUGUCAGAGAAUCUGUUCCCCUGGGUUUUAUGGACACCGGUGCAGCCAGACAUGUCCACAGUGUGUACACAGCAGUGGCCCCUGCCACCAUAUUACUGGGUUAUGUGACUGUUUACCUGGAUUUACUGGAGCCCUGUGUAAUGAAGUAUGUCCCAGUGGCAGGUUUGGCAAGAACUGCAUUGGAAUAUGCACCUGCACCAAUAAUGGAACAUGCAAUCCUAUCGACAGAUCCUGUCAGUGUUAUCCUGGAUGGAUUGGUAGUGACUGCUCUCAGCCUUGCCCACCUUCUCACUGGGGACCAAACUGCAUCCACACAUGCAACUGCCAUAAUGGAGCUUACUGUAGUGCCUACGAUGGAGAGUGCAAAUGUACCCCAGGAUGGACUGGCCUUUACUGUACACAACGAUGUCCCCUUGGAUUUUAUGGGAAGGACUGUGCAUUGAUAUGCCAAUGCAAGAAUGGAGCCGACUGUGACCACAUCAGUGGUCAGUGUACCUGCCGCACAGGAUUCAUGGGGAAGCACUGUGAGCAGAAAUGCCCUCAAGGUACCUAUGGAUAUGGAUGUCGGCAGAUAUGUGACUGUCUGAACAACUCAACCUGUGACCACAUCACAGGAACGUGUUACUGUAGCCCAGGCUGGAAGGGGGCCAGGUGUGAUCAAGCUGGCGUAAUUAUAGUGGGAAACCUGAACAGUUUAAGCCGUACCAGUACUGCCAUCCCUGCUGACUCUUACCAGAUAGGGGCUAUAGCAGGCAUCAUCAUUCUUGUCCUGGUUGUGCUGUUCCUGCUAGUGCUGUUCAUCAUUUACAGACAUAAGCAAAAAGGGAAAGAAACAAACAUGCCUGCAGUGACCUAUACUCCUGCAAUGAGGGUCAUCAAUGCAGAUUACACCAUUUCAGAAACCAUCCCUCAUAGUAAUGGUGGAAAUGCUAACAGUCACUAUUUCUCUAACCCCAGUUACCAUACUCUGACACAGUGCACUACACCACCUCACGUCAACAACAUGGACAGACUGACCCUGGCAAAGGCAAAAAACAAUCAGCUAUUUGUGAACCUUAAAAAUGUGGAACCUGGAAAGCGAGGUACUGUCAUGGACUACACUGGAACACUGCCUGCUGACUGGAAACAUGGUGGCUACCUCAAUGAGCUCGGUGCUUUUGGACUUGACAGGGGGUAUUUGGGAAAAUCUCUGAAAGAUCUAGUUAAGAAUUCAGAAUACAAUUUAAGUAAUUGCUCCUUAAGUAGCUCUGAAAACCCAUAUGCUACUAUAAAAGACCCACCGGCUCUUGUACCAAAAAGUUCAGAAUGUGGAUAUGUUGAAAUGAAGUCACCAGCACGCAGGGACUCCCCAUAUGCUGAGAUCACCAGCUCUACUUCAGCCAAUAAGAAUGUUUAUGAAGUUGAACCAACAGUGAGCGUUGUUCAAGGAGCAUUCAGCAGCAGUGGACGUUUCAGCCAGGAUCCUUACGACCUUCCAAAAAACAGCCACAUUCCAUGUCACUAUGACUUGCUACCAGUUCGAGACAGCCCCACAUCCUCUACAAAGGAGGUUGGCAGUGAAUGACUCCAAAAGCUGAAGUGUAGCACAGUGGGACUCUCAGUGGGACAAGUGGCAUGGUUGUGCUCCUUUAGUUUACGAUCGUAUUUGGUUCCUAAUCUAUCCAGCAGAAAAUUGCCAUACAUCAAAAAGGAAUCUCAACAUGAGGUUUGUAUUGCGUAUAGAAGUGGCACGUGGACGAAUGCCACACUUGGGAGACCCUGAUUGUUCUUCUUUUUGGUGGCAGUUAAUUUUAUAGAAACAAGUAUGCAACACAUUUAUACCGUAAUAUACAGGCUUAAAAAACUUAGUUUGUAGAUCAGUUUUGGUAACAGAUCCUACUUCAGCUACUUUAAAUAUGGACUUCGUAUUUGUCAUGUUUCAGAAUAGAAGUACUCCCAGGACAGUAUAAUUUACCAAAUACCACUUCACACAGGUGAUUAGUUAUAUGGAAGAAAAACUGUCUUACCAAAUUUUACCUUUCAUUCUGAUCUUUAGUCAAGGCAUAUUAAGAAAGGAGAUCAGAUGAUGUAAGCACAGUUGUUUGGGAAGUCCAUCAUCGGACUUUUUUGUCCAUUACUGUUGGUGGGAAUAUUUUGAAUAGCUUUCAAGAUGAUAACAGCAUUGUGUACGUCAAUAUUAUAUAAUGCCUCAAGAUCACUGGGUACUCCAGACCCAGCACCAGUCCUCAGCAAAUAUUUGCUACACUUCAACUCCGUAUGUUGCUGUUCUGACCACUAUUUCUGCCAAACACAAUUAAUAAUCCAUAACAUAUCAGUAAUUAUUUCAUAAAAUAUGUAAAUUAAAUCAGUUUAUUUUUGUCAGCGUGGACUGAGUGUGUAAGGAGUGGAAAAAGGUGAUGAUUUAUGUAAACCUGACUUGCAAGGAAAGGUUUACAUUUUAUAAACAGGUAGUAAUAAUUACUGUAAUAUGGUAGGGUAAAAACAGUAAAAUGUUGUUUUUUUUCUUAGAAGUAACUAAGCAAUCUCUGUGCAUACUUGCUAAAAGGCACCUUUUUUAUAGUUGAUGUAGGGAAAAACAUGCUUAAGCUGGUCUUUUGCAUUGCUAAUAAUGUGACACAUGUACCCUCAUUUUUCAUUAACUUCUGUCUCAAUUUCUAAGCUGUAUGUCUGUAUUUCUAGUGAUCUAGCUUGUAAUGCAAAAAGUAUUCUACUGUGUGUCCAUUUUUUUUUCUUGCAUUUUUGCCAAGUGGCCUUUAUUUUGUCUGGUUAAAGAGUUUCCUCUGGGCAGAGGAAGAGGAUUAAAGUAAGGAUAAUGUCAUACUGAUACUCCAAAGGGAGGUUAGCAAUUACAUAAUAGUUUAUGAAAUGAUUUAAUUGGAAAAAUAAAAUAUCAAGGUGUUUUUGUUGGGGAUAAUUAUAAGAAUGCAGAAAAAAGUGAAAAAUCCGACUCUCAAUUUGAAGUUCAGAUUAUUCUGUUGACUGUGUGGAUGGAGACCAACCUUCCAGAAGACUCCUUUCUCUACGACUUACACAAUUCAUCAGAUUUGCCAAUGUAUCCUUCCACUGAAACAAGUGUUCUCUAAACAUUUUUAGGCAGCUUAAAAAUAAAAUUGGUUGAUAUAGACUGGACGUUCUCUUUCAGUGGAAAGAUACCUUUAGAAACCUAAAAGUCAUAUUCUCAGCUAUGGCAGUAUUAUCUCUAGCUGUAUUAUUUUCUAGCUUGCAGUCAUGCCAUCAGCUAAUGUGCUGGUCACACAACCCCAGUAGUCUCCUCCACUCUCCCUUGCUUCUAACUCUCUAGCUUGUUGUGAGGAAUUUUCCCCAUGGAUUGGUGCUUCCCUUGGGGGAAGGAUAUAGGUGGUUGCAUCGUAUGACAUAAUGGGAAGAAUAAAGUCCUUCUAGCCUUCUUUCUGCAGUAGGGCUACAUUUUGGCACAUGAGACCUGUGAUGUGAACAGGAGUUGAUAGGUUAAGAGUAUAGAGUGUAAAUGCAAAAGAAAGUCAGCUGAAUGAAAAAAAAUGAAAAAAAACUUUUCGAAAUAUUUUUGAAAAUGACCUCCAGACUUGAAAUGGGAACACCAUUUCUUUUAUUCCUUUAUCUCACCAGAACUUGUAUUUGUUGUCACUACAGUGUUGAUAAUUGAAAACUCUCCAUUCAGUGUUGCAAGUGUUCUCCAGCCUGAGAAAGUAUGUGCCUGUUUGCAGUACCCCCUAAUGUUCCUGGUUCUUACUGGCUAUAAGCACUGACUGCUUUUCAACUCCUUGCACAUUGCUGGUCUUCGCCAGCACAAAGAUUAAAUGCAAGGUUUCAAAAGCCAGUCACCAUUUAAUCCCUCCAUAUUGUCUGGAUUUGUGUGCAUAUAGGUACAUGUGGCACUAAUGGUACAUACAUGUGUUUGUACUGUGGGAAACAGAUUUUAAAAUAGAACCUCUUCUUGAAGCCAUGAGUAGGAAAUGCUGUAUUUGGCAAUUGUGAGCUCACAAACAUUAAUUUUCUUACUCUGUGUAAAAUUUGGAGACCUCUAUAGGUAAAUAAAUCCUCAUCAUAGAAACAGUUCUUUUUUUUUCAUAUGCAACAGUGAAUAGCUCAAUAAAUGAUUUUUAAUGUGUUUGAAAAUUUCCAGUAUGUCACAUAUCCUCAAGUGAUAUAUCGAGCCAAACAUUCAUGAGAAGAGAUGAAUUUUUGAUAAUAUUGCCAUUGGUGUAUGUUCUAAAUAUACACAUAAUCAAAAUCAGCCUUUCUGUAUGUGGGUAAAACUCCUGUUAUGUCGUCAGCUUCAGCUGCCUGAGCUGUAUUUGCAGUGCCUCUAGAUCAGGUAAAUGACUUGUGAAUUUACUUCAUCAGAUGAUACUUGGUAGAUGCAGAAAAGUGGAUUACCUGCAAGGGUAAUCCAAUUCUACUAAAUUGUUAUCCAUAUAGCAUUCAUUGAAAGGGAAAAAAAAAACCAACAAACACAUGGAACUUGGCAGUAAUAUCUCCUUUACGACUGUUAGGGAGGCUUGCUCUGGAGUGCACACUGCUGUCAAUUUAAAAGAGAUUCAAAACUCAAUCCUCCCAACUGUCAUAGUCCUUUUUGCAGAUUGUGCUGUGCUCUUUAAAGAACCUAAAUACUUUUGAACACCUAGACUAUACUCUGGUGGGAACUUAAUGAGGAAGUUGAUAUAAUAAUUUUACAAAUACUGACUACAUGGAGAAUUGGCUUCAUCACAGACAGGAGGGGAAAGAGAUGCAUUGUCUCUACAUGUUCACAUUUUAAGAGUGAUAACUAUAGCACUGAAAAUGGAGAUAGCUCACCUCUACAAAAUUAUUUAGUGGUUAAGUGCAAAAUUCUGCACGAAGUUCAUAGCUGAGUUUAAAGUGUGUAGUGAGUAUAAACAUUAGGUUUUAAAUAGUAUAGGCAUGUUAAUUCUAGUCACUUAGAAACAUAAAGAAACUCAAUGGCUUUCUACUUCAUCAAAGGUUUUUAAUGACGACACACCGUUACACAAAAAUGUUGUCCUCAUCUUUUUCUACCCAGAGAAUUCUCAUUAGUUUUAAUUGGAGAUGCAUAUGCAGAUUACAGGGGAAUGAAGAUGUUGUUGUACUUUCUGCUGAGACAAUCUGCAAAAUCAAGUUAAUAUUGAAAUUAAAUAAAAUAUUAAAGUGGGGAUGCAUAAUUUAAAAUAUAUUGAAUUUUCAAAGAACUGUGAAUACAACUGGAUAUUUUAAUUAGAUAUUUCCAAAUUAUAAUUCUUAUACUGAAGCUCUAAAAUCCAGACUGAAGAAUACACAGCUAAUUUUGACAAAAAUGCUUUAUAUUAAAGAUUGUAUAUAUAGUAGUUUAAAUGACUGAAAACAAAUGUGUGCAUGUUUAUUAAUUACUGUAUAGAAAAUCUUUCCAUUUUUGGUACACUUAAACUAGUGCUAGAGCACUGAACCUAACUCUUCUAUUUUCAGUUUUUUAGCCCACAAGACUUCAAAGUCUUUGAGAAGACUGAAUUGUAAUAUAUUUUUAAAGAAUACCUGUUGAGUAUGUCUGGCUUCUUUUCCUUAGCUGUAACAAAGAAAAGUGUUUUGUUGUUAAAAUAUAUCUAUUUUCCAGAGAUGACUGAUGUUCAUCAUUUUGCCCUUCACUACCAUUUAUUUCACUUCACAUACUUGUAGGUUAAUGUAAUAAAGUUUCUAAUGAAAGACGGGAAA